ACCGAUCUUGGUUCAGUGAAUAUUCAACGGGGAAGAGAUCACGGUUUACCGUCGUAUAAUAAAUGGAGAAUGUUUUGUGGCAUGCCAAAUGCGCAUGACUUCGAGGGAUUGAAAAAUGAAGUGCUGGACAAAAAUAUUCGAGCCGCUUUAGCAAGGAACUUCAAAACACCUGAUGAUGUCGACUUGUAUAUUGGAUCGAUGGUUGAAGAUCCUGUCGUUGGUGGAUUAGUUGGGCAGACAUUAGCAUGUCUCAUUGGUGAUCAAUUUAAACGACUCCGAGAUGGAGAUAGGUUAGCGUAUGUUUAG
Anisakis simplex (herring worm) is the source of this 306-nucleotide messenger RNA. The record is from the annotation of a GenBank genome assembly. Lineage: Eukaryota; Metazoa; Nematoda; Chromadorea; Rhabditida; Anisakidae.